Messenger RNA from Miscanthus lutarioriparius, 3678 nucleotides. NCBI's taxonomy places the organism in Eukaryota, Viridiplantae, Streptophyta, Magnoliopsida, Poales, Poaceae. The record is from the annotation of a GenBank genome assembly.
AUGCAACUCCCCCGUCGUCGAGCACGCGGAGUCGAGGAGGGAGAGGGAUGGCCUCACCAGCACCAGGAGCCCUGGAGGAGGAAGAGAAGGGGUUGGUUGGCCUGGAGGAGGAAGAGAAGGGGUUGGUUGGGCUGCACCGGCUUGUUCCGGUUCGCGGACGGCGCGGACGCGGUGCUCAUGGCCGCGGGUGCCGCGGGUGCAGUCGCCAGCGGCGUGGCACAGCUGCUCAUGACGCUCAUCUUCGGCGAGGUCGUCAACGCCUUCGGCUCCGGCUCCCGCCACGACAUCCUGCACCGCGUCUCCGGGGUGUGCCUGAAGUUCGUCUAUCUGGCCAUUGGGUCAUGGUUUGCUUGCUUCCUACAGGUUGCGUGUUGGAUCAUCACUGGAGAAAGACAAGCAGCUUGCAUACGGGGUCUCUAUCUUGAAGCUCUAUUGAGACAAGACAUUGCAUUUUUUGACAAGGAAAUGACCACUGGACAAUUGGUUGAGAGUAUGUCCGGAGAUACAAUACUUAUCCAGGAUGCAAUUGGUGAAAAGGUUGGGAAGUUUAUACAACUUACUGCCACAUUUGUUGGAGGGUUGGUGAUUGCUUUCUCUAAAGGAUGGCUUUUAGCUGCUGUUAUGAUGUCAAGUGUCCCUCCUAUAGUAGUUGCUGGAGCAGCUAUUUCAUGGACUGUAUCGAAACUGUCAAGCCAGGGUCAAGCUAAGUACAAUGAAGCAGGCAUUGUCGUUGAACAGACAAUUGGAGCCAUCAGAACAGUUGCUUCCUUCAAUGGUGAGAAUCGGGCCAUUGCAUUAUACAAUAAGUAUAUUAGGAAUGCAUAUGUAUCUGCUGUCCAAGAAGGAACGGCUACUGGCCUGGGCUUUGGUUUCGUUAUGCUUAUUCUGUUCUGCACCCAUGGUCUAACAGCAUGGUAUGGGGCAAAACUGAUUAUUGAUAAAGGAUAUGAAGGAGGUCAGGUUGUAAGUGUCUGGAUGGCAUUCAUGACAGGUGCAAUGUCAUUAGGUGAGGCAACACCAUGCGUGACUGCUUUUGCUUCUGGCCGGGCUGCUGGGCACAGAAUGAUGCAGAUAAUCCAAAGGAAGCCACAAAUUGAUCCUAAUGGAACAGAUGGGAUCGUGCUAGCAAACAUGAAGGGUGAUAUAGAGCUAAGGGAUGUAUACUUUUCGUACCCAUCUAGACGUGAUCAAUUGAUAUUUGAUGGCUUCUCGUUGCAUGUAUUAAGUGGAAAAACAAUGGCUAUAGUGGGACAGAGUGGUAGUGGGAAGUCGACAGUGAUUAAUCUUGUGGAGAGAUUCUAUGACCCUCAGGCUGGUGAAGUUUCAAUAGAUGGUGUUAACAUAAAAAGCCUGAGGCUUGGAUGGCUAAGGGAAAAUAUCGGUCUUGUUAGUCAAGAACCACUGUUGUUUGCCACUAGUAUUCGGGAGAACAUUGUCUAUGGGAAAGAAGAUGCAACAGACGAGGAGAUAAUGGCCGCGACAAAGCUUGCUAAUGCAGCAAAUUUCAUUGAUAAGUUACCUAAUGGCCUAGACACAAUGGUUGGUGAGCAUGGAGCACAAUUGUCUGGAGGGCAGAAACAAAGAAUUGCAAUCACAAGGGCAAUACUGAAAAAUCCCAAAAUCUUGCUGCUUGAUGAAGCAACAAGUGCACUAGAUAUGGAGUCUGAGAGAGUGGUUCAGGAGGCCCUUAACAGAAUUAUGCAAGGCAAGACCACGAUCAUAGUUGCCCAUCGAUUGAGCACUAUAAAAGAUGCUGACACUAUAUCAGUCAUACAUCGCGGAAAAGUAGUUGAACUAGGCACACACACUGAACUACUUCAGGACCCCAAUGGUGCAUAUUCCCAGCUUAUCCAGCUGCAGGAUAUAACUGGAGAACCAGAUGCAUCUGAUGUAGAUUAUCAAAGGUCUACUUCAGCUGUCAGAAAUGUCGAGUCCUUGAACAAAUCUAAGCAUGCUCCAUCUCUCAAGAGGUCAAUAACUGGUGGCGCUUCAUUAGGGAGUACCAGCGUGCACUUGAUCACUAGUGCCAACAUGAUUGUCCUGGAGAGCACAGAUACUGAACCACUGCCUAAAGUAUCGGAUGAAGGUACAGUGGCUGCAGUCAUAUCAGGUGUUAUGUUUCCAGUGUUAGUGGAGAAUUUCCUUUUUGGAGUAGCUGGUGGAAAAUUGGUUGAACGCAUUCGCUCGUUAUCUUUUCAAAACAUUGUUUGUCAAGAAAUCAGCUGGUUUGAUAGGCCUUCAAAUGCUAGUGGAAAUGUUGGUGCAAGGCUGUCUGUCGAUGCUUCAAAUAUACGACGUCUUGUAGGCGAUUCAUUGGCAUUGAUGGUUCGAAGCACUGUUACAGUUAUUGCAGGAUUUGUCAUUGCAAUGGUUGCAAAUUGGAGGCUUGCCCUCGUUGCCACGGUAGUGCUUCCUUGGGGGGGUCUCCAGGGAUUCCUCCAAAUAAAGUUCUUGGAGGGAUUCAGUGCAGAUGCCAAGGCAAUGUAUGAAGAAGCAACUCAAGUGGCAAAUGAUGCUGUCAGUGGUAUUCGAACUAUUGCUUCUUUCUGUGCGGAGCCUAAGGUAAUGAAGACUUACUAUGGAAAAUGCAAAGCUCCAGUGCAGCAGGGGACCCGUCAAGGCAUUGUCAGUGGCUUGGCCUUUGGUGUAUCAUUCUUCCUAAUGUAUUCUACAUAUGCCCUUUGUUUCUACAUUGGAGCGAAGUUUAUUCUUGAUGGCAAGGCCACGUUCACUGAAGUAUUCAGAGUGUUCUUUGCUCUGCUCUUGGCAACCGCAGGCGUUUCACAGAGAAGUGUGUUAGGUUCAGAUUAUGCCAAGGCCAAAGCAUCAACAUCAACUAUAUUUGCACUCAUUGAUAGUAAAUCAAAGAUCGAUCCUAGCAGUGAUGACGGCAUGGUCUUGGUUGACGUCGCUGGUGAACUUGAGCUCCGCCAGAUCGGUUUCUCAUAUCCAUCCCGACCUGAUAUUCAAAUAUUCAGAGAUCUCAACUUGAGAAUACCAUCUGGGAAGACGGUUGCCCUCGUCGGCGAGAGCGGCUGCGGCAAAUCCACCAUCAUCGCUCUCCUGGAGAGAUUUUAUGACCCUGAUUCUGGCACGAUCACAUUGGACGGUGUGGACAUCAAGGACCUCAAGGUGGGCUGGCUGCGGCGGCAGAUGGGGCUGGUGAGCCAAGAGCCGAUCCUGUUCAACGACACCAUUCGCGCGAACAUAGCCUACGGGAAAGAAGGCGAGGCGACGGAAGAAGAGAUCACCGCCGCCGCGAAGGCCGCGAACGCGCACCGGUUCAUUUCGGCGCUGCCGCAGGGCUACGGCACCGUGGCCGGCGAGAGGGGCGCCCAGCUGUCCGGCGGGCAGAAGCAGCGGGUGGCCAUCGCGAGGGCCGUGCUGAGGGACCCGAGGAUCCUGCUCCUGGACGAGGCGACGAGCGCGCUGGACGCCGAGUCGGAGCGCGCCGUCCAGGAGGCGCUGGACCGGGCCGCGGCCGGCAGGACGACGGUCGUGGUGGCGCACCGGCUGUCGACGAUCAGGGACGCCGACGUGAUCGCCGUGCUGGGGAACGGCGAGGUCGUCGCCCAGGGCACGCACCAGCAGCUGAUGGCGGCCAGGGACGGCGUGUACGCGUCGCUCGUGGAGCUCCGCAUGAGGUCCGAGCGCGCCGGUGUCUCCUCGUCAGCAUGA